This is a messenger RNA of Heterostelium album PN500, 678 nucleotides long. RefSeq lists its product as uncharacterized. The transcript has a single exon. NCBI's taxonomy places the organism in Eukaryota, Evosea, Eumycetozoa, Acytosteliales, Acytosteliaceae. The coding region runs from base 1 to 678 and encodes 225 amino acids. The record is from RefSeq and is a predicted model, not a curated record.
AUGUCAAGUCUUGAAGAGAAAAAGAGAAAACUAGCAGAGUUGGCCGCAAAGAAAAAGGCACAGACCACCGCCACCGAAGUGGCUCUGGCAAAGGCCAACCCCGGCAUGAAAAAGCAAGCACCAAAGUCUGGCAGCUCGAAACCACCUGCCGGAAGAGUUACUUCAAUCUCUUUGUCAUCAAAGAAGGCAAGACAAGAAGAUGAGGAAGAGGAGAACAGCGAUCAAGACAGCUACGAUGAAGGCGACGGUUUCGUCGUGCCAGACGACAGCAGCGAGGAAGACGGUUCAGAGAGUGACGAAGAUUACAGUCCAUCGGAUGAUUCCUCCGAAGACGAAAAGAGAAAGAAGAAGAAAUCAAGAACAUCGUCAUCCUCAUCGAAAUCAUCCUCUUCAAAAUCAACACCAUCGAAAUCAUCAUCAUCAUCUAAACCAUCGUCAUCUUCUUCAAAAUCAUCAUCAUCUGUAUCAUCUUCAAAAUCAUCAUCUUCAAAGAGAAGAAAGGACGACGAUGGUUCGGGUGAGAGUGACGAUGACUCUGGCGGAGAAUUAGUUUAUCCAUUCAAAGAUAUGCCAACAUCAAGAACCAGACCCAAGGCAUUCAUUGCUUUCCCAGCACGUUUGGACGGUGAUGACGACGACGAUGAUGACGAUGAUGCUAGCGAUGACAGUGAUAAUUAA